AAAGUAGUAUAUAAGAGUGCUUGAAGGGGGUGCACCGUAUAGUUGUGUAUAGUAUUCUAUAAAUCGUGUAUUUUGCAUGUGUGCGUGUGUACGCAUUAGUUAAUGAAUAUGUACUCCAAAAGGACACCACGAAUUCUUUCGUUACAAAGUCAUGUAGUGUCUGGUUACGUUGGUAAUAAAAGUGCAACAUUUCCUUUACAGUUACUUGGCUUUGAGGUAGAUGCAAUUAAUUCUGUUCAACUAUCCAAUCAUACUGGAUAUAAGGUUUUUAAAGGUCAAGUAUUAAAUGAUAAAGAUUUAGAGGAUGUAAUAGAUGGAUUAGUACAAAAUAACUUAGAUAAUUAUACUUAUUUACUCACAGGAUAUGUUGGUUCUGCUUCAUUUUUGAAAAAAGUAGCAGAAGUUGUCCAUACAUUAAAGCGAAAAAAUCCUGAACUUAUAUAUGUAUGCGAUCCUGUUAUGGGAGAUAAUGGGAAAAUGUAUGUUCCUGAAGCACUAAAGAAAAUUUAUAUAGAAGAGAUAGUACCAUUGGCAGAUAUUGUAAUUCCAAAUCAAUUUGAAUUAGAACUUUUAAGUAACACAAAGAUUAAUACAAUGUCUGACUUACAAAAUGCUGUAAAAAAAUUACAUGAAAUUGGUCCUAAAACAGUAGCUGUUUCAUCAACAGAACUUGGUGAUAAAUUGACAGCAAUAUUUAGUACAAUUAAAGAUAAGAAGUUAAUAAAAAUUGACAUUCCGAAAAUACCAAUUAGUUUCACUGGUUCUGGAGAUCUCUUUGCUGCCUUAUUUUUAGCUCACACAUAUUUGCAGGAUGACAUGAAAACUGCCAUUGAAAAGACUGUAAAUUCUCUAUAUAAUGUUCUGCUUGAAACUUAUAACUAUUCUCAAGCAUGUCAAGACAAGGAGUCACAGCCUGCAAGAAGGAUCGAAUUGCGUUUAAUACAAAGCAAACAUUUCAUUGAAAAUCCAAAAAUUAAAUUACUUGCCGAACCUCUUUCAUAAAUAAGUGAAACUGACAACAGAAUGAUAACUAUAAAUGAUUGUUGUAGAUUAAAAUAUAAAAUAACUUGUUUAACUGAUAUUCCAAUUCAUAUAUGUGUAUAUAUGUAUGUACGUAUAGUUGAUAAUUAAUUGAUUUUAAGGACCACUAUUUUCAUGUCUUCCAAUACAAAAAGUUACUAUGUUUUAAUAAAUAAUGGGACAUAUCAAAGAUA
Messenger RNA from Osmia bicornis bicornis, 1214 nucleotides. RefSeq names its product pyridoxal kinase (gene Pdxk). Gene Ontology annotation, biological process: pyridoxal 5'-phosphate salvage. The transcript has 7 exons. Gene Ontology annotation, molecular function: pyridoxal kinase activity. Bases 103 to 1002 code for a protein of 299 amino acids. Lineage: Eukaryota; Metazoa; Arthropoda; Insecta; Hymenoptera; Megachilidae. The record is from RefSeq and is a predicted model, not a curated record. Gene Ontology annotation, cellular component: cytosol.